Molecule: messenger RNA, 1257 nt
Organism: Schistocerca nitens (vagrant locust)
Lineage: Eukaryota; Metazoa; Arthropoda; Insecta; Orthoptera; Acrididae
Exons: 7
Coding region: 1-1257 (418 amino acids)
Biological process (GO): sensory perception of smell; detection of chemical stimulus involved in sensory perception of smell
Cellular component (GO): plasma membrane
Molecular function (GO): olfactory receptor activity; odorant binding
Source: RefSeq, a predicted model, not a curated record
AUGUCGCUCAUAGCACAUGCAAAAUUGAAGGGUCAGAUCCGGGAAGUAGUGAGAGUAGUGCCACAUGAAGCAUGGAAGUUGAAAAGUGGAUGGAUAGAUGCUGGAGGCAGGAUACGUAAGCCAGCAUUUGGGACAGCAGAUGCAAGUGACAUAGGUCUGAUCAUGGCGGCAACGGCUGAGUCACCUGUGGCACUACUGGGCCGCAACGCAUCUAUGCUGCGACUGCUGGGGCUGUAUCAACAAAAAAAUGACGGCAGUAGACUCAAAGCCGCUCUUCUCUCCGCUUUCUCUCUCUUCUUUCUCCUCUAUCACCCGGUCUUUGCUGCCUUGAAGCUCUACAUGGACCCUCCAGAAGACCUAGUGGAUUCUGCAUUGUGCUCAUUCGCUUUCAUUGUCACUGAUGGUGUUUUUAUAAAGACUGCAAUUUUCAUCGCAGACAGAGGCAUGUUGCACCAGAUGCUAGAGGUACUGUCUGACUCCAGGAGGCUGUACGGUCGUCAAGAGGCAAGCAAGAAGAUUCGAGGACGUUACGAGGACCUCGCCGAACGAGUGCUGCUGUAUAUGCAGGUGUCGACGAUGGUGGCCUCCGUCGGCUGGCUGGCGGCCCCUCUCCUGUACCGCGCGGUCCUCGCAGCCUCAGGCGAGUCCGGGGAAGUCCCGCGCAAACUGCCGCUGCCAGUCUGGCUGCCGGUGGACGUCCAGGCGACACCCACUUACGAGAUACUCUACAUCGUAGAGGUCUACUGCGUCAUUCUCAGCGGCCUCGCCACCCUCUGUACAGACGUCCUCUUCAUUAGGCUCAUGCUCAUGGUGACCGCCGAGCUUCACGUUCUGAACUACAAUGUUGCGACUAUGGCCAAGUGGCGUGAGGGAGUUUCAGAUGAACGACAUGAUUAUGGUCAUCAACAAAAUACUGAAGUCCAGGACUCCUACAUGGUAGGUAGAGCACUUCAAAUGGCAGAAACAUCCUAUGAAGAUGGCUCUGACUACCAGUUGUACCAACAACUAGUGACCAACGUUCGCCAUCAUCUGAUCAUCCUCAGAACCGUCAACCUCUUGGAGGCAGCAAUGAGCAAAUCGAUUAUAAUUCUCCUCUUCGUUAACAUGGGCGCCUUAUGUUUUAACCUCCUCGUUGUCGGUAUGGCUGGUGGGGGAGUGACACGACCCCUGACUCUGGCCGCCACGAUACCCUUCCUGCUGUACCAGACUGGCAUGUUCUGCGUCUUCGGGCAGAUGGUAACCGACCAGGUAGCAUGA